CUGCCUUUAGCUUGGCAUUGUGCAAGGGCCUUUAGUCUCACAAAGCAGCGCUCAUUCCAGUUUGUUCUAUACUUCAAUGUACGAAAAACUGAGCGGCAAGUUAGAGAAAUCCUCAUUUUCAAAAAGUACAACUCAAUGACGGGUCAGAGAAACUUCAAUUUUUUUAAUCAGAUCACGUCAGCCUAUCAAAGACGCACGAUUCGCCGAAAAUACUUAACCUAACUUUUGGCAUGGUUCACUGAUGUGCACGGUAUGAGUAAGUGCAUAUGAUAGAAUCGCGGUUAAAAAGAUGUAUCACUACCAUAUCAUGAGGUGGUUAUGUUACUAAAUAACUCAAAAACAAUGGAAUUUUUAACAUUAGAGUUGAGACCACUACUACAAUCAUGCAACGCAUUUAUUGCUAUGCGAAAAGAUCUAAAUUUAAAAGAUGUUCGAAUCGAGCUUUCGAAAAAUAGCAUAGCGUUAAUACUCAAGGAUCAUAGUAUAAAUUUCUCAUUACCAUUUAUAAGAAUUGUACCUACUUCUCUAUCUAUGUUAAUUAUAAAAGAUAAUUGGGUCUGCUUUCGUUUACAAACGAUGCCGUUAGAUUUGGUAUUUGGGUCUUUUAGUACAGAAGUGGUAACUGAUCCCAGCAAGUCACUCCAGUUGACUUCUUGUUUGCAGCCAAUUUUAGAAGAUAUUAAAUUGUUGUUUAAAGCGUCAGAAUGCGUCGUAUCGUGCGCUUGUUGUAAGAAUGUCAUCUCAAGAGCAACUGCUUUUAAGAGAAUUCUACCUCUACCUGAUAUACAGUGUAGUCCAGAUGAGUGGUUCUGCUGUAAGCAUAAUUCCGACAACAUUAUAAAGAACAUAGAAACGCAAGAGUCUGAUUACUUGUACGGGUCUUAUUUUGCUCUUUUGUGCAAAAGUAUAUUUAUAAGUAGUCUACACAUAGAUAAUAAAACAUUGAUCUGUGAUAAAUGCUUUUUACAUAUAGGAACACUUCAUUCGUGUAAUUUAUUCAAAAUAUGGAAUUGUUGCGUGGACUAUAAACCUCAAAAUGAAGCAUUAAAUACUGUGAAUGCUACUGACCCAUUAAAUGACUUUUUAACGUUCAUUAAAGACUCGCUUAGUGAUGUAUUAGGAGAAGAGAUUAUCCUGCAAACAUCUGUCGGCAAGCAGACUCAUUAUCUUCUGAUUAAACCAAUGGAUCGCGCAUUGAAUUUAAUUACAGAACCAAAUAAUCAUCAAACAAUCAGUGAUACUGAUACAUCUAUCUCCUUGCAGCAGAAAUAUGUUGCCAAAGUUUUAUAUAAGUAUGACACAAAUGAAAUAGCUAGCACCAAUAAUUAUUGGAACACUGAAUAUCAUGAAGUAGGUUUACCUAUGAUCGAGGCUGGAUUAAAACAUUUAUUGUCGUCGACGAAACGUCUGCCUCACGAUUAUAGAAAUGUUGCAGACUACUUUCUUGGUUACAUAAUACUACGAGAAAACGAAAUGAACUAAAUAUUAUAAUACUAUCACCGAACAAUGUUAAUUUUUUUUAUAUUUUUCAUAUAUUUUGUAUACUUAUUUUUAUACACAAUAAAGAACUGUAUGUACUAUGUGCAUAUUUUUCAGCAACAA
Odontomachus brunneus is the source of this 1602-nucleotide messenger RNA. RefSeq lists its product as uncharacterized. Gene Ontology annotation, cellular component: nucleus; ubiquitin ligase complex; cytosol. Bases 319 to 1482 code for a protein of 387 amino acids. Gene Ontology annotation, biological process: protein monoubiquitination; proteasome-mediated ubiquitin-dependent protein catabolic process; protein autoubiquitination. The transcript is spliced from 3 exons. The record is from RefSeq and is a predicted model, not a curated record. Gene Ontology annotation, molecular function: cyclin binding; ubiquitin conjugating enzyme binding; ubiquitin protein ligase activity. Lineage: Eukaryota; Metazoa; Arthropoda; Insecta; Hymenoptera; Formicidae.